AUGGCCACCUUCACUGGGCCCUCUGUGCUUUCUCGGAUCACUAAGGAGGGAAGGUUUCUCUCUCAUGAUAGUGGACGGGACGUGCGAGCCUUCUCAUUCGGACGUGAUCUGUCGGUGGCCAGUAUGUCUAACACUGAGGGCUACCAGCAUUCGAGCAGCCGUCACAGUCACACGGAUACUGAUGAAGUGCCGAAAUACGGCAUCACGCUGAAAGCAUCCGGUGAGGGUAUCGAUGCACCGUCCACCAAGAAGCCAAAGUUGGGACAUGUCAAAGUCGAAUCUAGUAUUGGACAGCCCUCGCAUUUGGAAAAGAUCCUGGAAAAGAUAUCCCCUCAAUCUGCCCCGGUUUCUCACCCAGAGUCGGAUCUCUCUGCUUCGCGUUCAUCUCGGCCUCCCCAGCCCAGCGACACCCUGCCAGCUGCGGGCUCGGCGGAAACAAUCAACGCGCAAGAUGACAAGGUCGCUGAACUUCUUCGACUCAAACAGGAAUUACUCGAGGCCAAUUCCAAGAUUGCUAUGCAGGAGCAGGAACUUGCCCAGAACCGUGUGAUUAAGCACACUCUGGACCAGGCUCUAGGUCCUCCUUCAGAGGCAGAGUUUGGCGGGCGUGAUAUCACUGAACAGACCAUCAGCAACCUGCAAAAUGCUUUCAAUGCCUCGAAUCCCACAUUUGGCCAAUUUCAAGACACAUGGAACGCACCCGACGACUCGCAGUCGGACAUCUCUGACGCACUGUCAGCUGGGGCGUACAAUCGUGCCCGUGGGCUUUGGAACCAGAAUGGGCAGUCAUCGUUCGGGAUGGAUACCCAAGACCAUUCUCUUGACAAGGCUUAUGGAGAGCAAUUGCCGGGAUCCUCCCACCCGGUGAAUCCAGACUCGGGUCGUUUUUGGGGUGCCACACCUGUCUACCCUACUGGAUUUGUCGCCCCCCAAGGCAGUUUUCAGUCUCACAGAAUCAUUUCCGGUCCCCCGAACAGCGGAUAUGGCUUCUAUCCUCGGCCAGCAGGUGAGCAGUCUCGGAUUUUCCAAGCCCCAAAUACCGGACCUCGACGUACCCACACACAGGGAGGCCGAGGUGGACCCAUCUUUCCUGCUCAGAAUACUACCUGGGCCCCCUUGGCCUCUGGACCUUCGAGUGAUGCCAUCCCCAAAUCUCCGGGGUCGCCGCCCGCCACAUCAUCCAGCGCCUUUCAACCAAUGGGAAUCUAUCCAGUAUCUGCAUAUCAUCCCCGUCCAGGUGCAACAGCGCUUUCUCCAACCGCCUCUGAAUUUACGGCCAGCAGCGGGAACGGUUCACUUUGGGCAAGUACUUCGAGCACUGGUGGAAGCUCCAUGCAAACUUAUGUCUCUCCCCUUGAACCACUUAACUACAGGCGUCUCCUCGACAAAAAUGUCUCCUGCGACUGGAAAUACAUUGUGGACAAGAUUGUAUGCAGCAAUGAUCAACAAGCAUCCAUUUUCCUGCAACAAAAGCUCAAAGUGGUCACCUCAGAGCAAAAGUUUGAUAUCAUCGAGGCCAUUGUCAGCCAGGCAUACCCCCUGAUGGUGAAUCGCUUUGGCAACUUCCUUGUUCAGCGUUGUUUCGAGCACGGAACGCCCGACCAAGUCAUUGCCAUUGCGAAUGCUAUCAGAGGCAAUACUCUCAGCCUGAGUAUGGAUUCAUUCGGUUGCCACGUUAUUCAAAAGGCAUUUGAUUGUGUUCCGGAGGAGCACAAGACUGUUAUGGUGUGCGAACUUCUUCGCAGAAUUCCGGAAACUGUGAUUCAUCGGUAUGCCUGCCAUGUUUGGCAGAAACUGUUCGAGCUUCGAUGGAGCGGGAAGCCUCCCCAGAUCAUGGCUAAGGUGAAUGAGGCGCUGGAGGGGAUGUGGCAUGACGUUGCCUUGGGUGAAACAGGGAGCUUGGUGGUACAGAAUAUCUUCGAAAACUGCAUCGAGGACGAAAAGAGACCGGCGAUCGAAGAAGUUCUGGCAAAGAUUGAUCUUCUUGCCCAUGGCCAAUUCGGCAACUGGUGCAUUCAGCACAUAUGUGAGCAUGGUGCUCCCCACGACAAGAGCCGUGCGGUUGAGCAUGUCCUCCACCAUGCUGUAGACUACAGCAUGGAUCAAUUCGCGUCCAAAAUUGUCGAAAAAUGUCUGAAGAUUGGUGGCUCCGAGUUCUUGGAUCGCUUUCUCUCCCGUGUAUGCACGGGUCGUGCUGAUCGACCCCGGAUGCCACUGAUUGACAUUGCGGGAGAUCAGUAUGGCAACUAUCUGAUCCAGUGGGUCCUGCUGAAUGCUGCAGCUCACCACCGUGAGCUUGUGGCCAGCCAUAUUCGGAAGCAUAUGGUUUCCCUCCGAGGUUCCAAAUUCGGCUCCCGGGUUGCGAUGCUUUGCUGUAACCCUUCCCAUGCGACUCGGCCUGGCCCUGGGACCGGCAUGCAAGUUGGCCGCUUCAGUCAGUUCAAUGAAGACAGAUUUUCCUCCACAAGCUCCAACAGUGGCCGUUUCGGUCGAGGAAAUCAGUGGAGUCCUAGCUACUCUCCAUACCGUUAA
Molecule: messenger RNA, 2532 nt
Organism: Penicillium daleae
Lineage: Eukaryota; Fungi; Ascomycota; Eurotiomycetes; Eurotiales; Aspergillaceae
Product: Armadillo-like helical
Exons: 7
Coding region: 1-2532 (843 amino acids)
Biological process (GO): post-transcriptional regulation of gene expression
Cellular component (GO): cytoplasm
Molecular function (GO): mRNA 3'-UTR binding
Source: RefSeq, a predicted model, not a curated record